Ectocarpus siliculosus is the source of this 5274-nucleotide messenger RNA. Lineage: Eukaryota; Phaeophyceae; Ectocarpales; Ectocarpaceae. The record is from the annotation of a GenBank genome assembly.
AUGGGCAAGUUCGACCGGCCGCCGUCGGCGGCGGGUCACGCCGAAUUUGAAUACGUUCACUACGAUGGCAUGCCGUUGCAAAGGUUGGCGUCGGAAGGGCCGGAGGAGGCGGCCGCCCGGGAGGAACACAACCGCAGAAUACUCCGGCCCGUGCUCGACUUCCUGCUUCUCGCGGCCGUGCUCCUGCCGUGGACGCUCUGGUGGGACAUGGCGGGCGAGCAGUGCUGGAACCCGUCGAGCUACAAGGCGACGGAGCCGACCCUGCUGAGGGUCACCCGCGGGGUGUGGAUAGCGUGGCUCACCCACGCGGCGGGGUUGCUGGACGAGGCCCUGCGCGUCUUCCUGGGGAUAAGGCUCACGAUGGGCCUGGGAUCGCCGACGUCCGUGGACAAGACGUACACGAAGAUGUCGAGGCAGGCGGAGAUUGUGGCAGAGGGCAUCGCCGUGGACGAUUUUCCGGCGCUGGUUCGACUCUACGCCGGCGCCGAACCCCCCCGCGCAAACAAGCGUUCGAGCUCCGGGACCGCUCGAAGUGGCAGCGGCCGAAUAGGCGGGGACGAUGGCACGUCCUACGCGGCAGGCCUGGCCGCCGCCGCGCGCGCCCGCGUGAACAAGUCGCUGGUGAUGAGGGUCGAGAGGAUCGCGGCGACGGCGCGGCUUUGGAGCCUCGUGCCGUGGAGCGACGUGCGUCGGUACGACCGCGUUCACGUGAAGGGGAUAACCCUCCGCCUAAGGCAAGUCAACGGGAUCCUCAACUUCUCGUUCCUGGCCCUCAAGAAGAAGGGCAGGUCGGGCGUUGUCGGUCUCGUCGGAGAUGCAGCCGCCGUGGGUGCUCCGGGCGGGGGGUUGGGUGGGGAGGGUGGCGCCGACAUGGCCGGCGGCAGUCGGCGAGCCAUGAGCUUCGGGGGGGGGCCUGCUGCAGGGCCGGAAGGGUCUGCUGGGGUUGGAGCACCGGGGUACGGCAACGGCAGGAGCUUGGAAGAUCUCGACGGCAUAGACACGGACGGGGAAGACACGACCGACACCGACGAGCUACUCGAAUACGAGGAGGAAGACGACCACAAAGGCGAAGAAGAGGGAGACGGAGCCUGCUACGGGCCAGUGAACGAUGCUGAUCUCCUCGCAUCGGCCGGCGGCGGCGAUGCGGCGGGGAAUUGCGACGCGAUUGCCCUGCUUGGCAGGCGGAGGGCGCGAUCUUCAUCAUCGUCGAUGAUGUCGGCGGACGAAGCGUCACUGCGGUCGCAGUCCGUCACGACGUCCGGCGCCCCCGGAUGCGAGGCGCGAAGAGGGACGACACCGUGGGCAGCGGCAGCGGCGACUAGCACUAGACCUGCGCCCCCCGGCGCGCGGCCGAGCCACUCGGCGUCGGCGGCGGCGGCAACGGGCACGAGCGGUAGCAGCCACCACCAAGCGCCUGGAGCGCGGGCACGGUCUAUGUCGCUUUCGGUGCAAAAGAGGAAAAAGGCCGCGCCGCUAUCGUCUUCCGAGAACCACGGGAACCUGGGGGUUUUCAAAGUGCUCGGGGAGGCGUUUAUGCGACGCUUCAAUGCCUACUCGGACCAGGUGAGUGCGGCAUUCGACCGUGUGUCAGACAUCAAGGUCGUGCCAAAGCUCUGGCGGUGGGGCAAGAAGCGGGGACCGAAGAGACGUAAGCGCUUCGAGGUGGGCGAGAUAUUCUUGGAGGACGUGUGCAUCUGCGUGGACUCAGGGGUCUGGAACGACUUGCUCGGUGAUCAGGUCGGGGCCGCCUUCAGCCCGGAGUUCCGCCUGAGUGUUCGGGUCGGUCCGAAGGAGCUGCUGACACCGAACGGGAAGGGCCGGCUGCCCGGCGAUAUAGGCAAGCUGCUCAACGAUAAGCUCGUCCGGCUGCUGGCUCGCCUGGUGAUGCGGGAGACGCUCAAGACGUCCACCCUCACGAGCGUGGUGAUCACGUCACUAGCACUCGACACGGACGCGCGGGGACGACGGCUGCAGGGCAAGCACAACAAGUCGCUCAGUCCGCCGCCGAUUGAGAGGGGGCAUAGGAGGCAUGCCGGGGCAAGCGAGACGACGCUGCCCGUACAUGCGUCGGCGGUGGCUACGGCGGCGCCAACGUCGGCGACGGCGUCGGCAGGGUCCGAAAACAGCUUGUCGCAAUCGCCACCUCCGCGAUCACGGGUGCGGCAGCGGCCGGGGGGUCUCGCGGCUAGGAGCGGCAUCGGUGCCGUUUCCGACGGCGGCGGCGGCGGCGGUAUUGCCGCCACUUCUGAUGAGGACGAAAGAGAAGGGGUUGUUAGUAACGAGAGAAGGCGGUUGCCGGGAAGGGGUCGGGGUGGGGCGUCGUCCCGCCGGGAGCGGCGAGGCACGGUUGGCGAUGUUGCCGUCGGUGGCGGUGGUGGCGCCGGUGACGGUGGUGAGGAGGGCGGCCGCGGCGAGGAUAGCAGCGGCGGCGGCGAUUCUGUCGAGACGGUGGCGAAGGUGCCGCCCUGGAUGGAGGGGGUUGAGGCGUCGCCCGAGUACGAGGAGAUGAAGCCGACCCUUGACGUUAUCAAACAGACGGUUCUGCUCGCGAUGUUGCAACAGACGAAUAGAUCCGUGGACCUCUCGACCGAGGGUUUCGAGGAGCCCCAGCAUCAGGGCGAUAUCAACGCCAAGCACAACGGCAGGACCUGGGGUAGGCGCCACGCGUCGCGGUCCUCCUCCACCUCCAAGAACGCAGGGGAGAUGCUGGAGCUGGAGGGGGAGGACAAGAGGACGCUAGAGAGAAGGAUGCAGAGGGAGAUCAUCGCGGCGGAGGAGGCCGGGGGCGACGUGGAUCGGCUGGUGAUGAAGAGGCUGCUGGCGGGGGUGCGGGACUCGGGGCCCGACACCGCGUACAAGGCUCUUGCUUCGAUAGAGCUGUCUUCCUUCAUCGACAAGGUGUCUAAGGGCACGCGGUUCGCGCAGCAUCUGGACCACCUAGGCAUCGACGUGAAGAGGCUGUCGCGGUCCUUGUCCGGCCUCACCGCCGGCGAGAUGAUGGAGGGGGUCAAGGACACCGCCGGCAAGGUCGGGGACGAGGCGCGGCGCCUGCGUACGGAGGCCGUGCGCGUGCAAAAGGAGCUCCUGGAUGAAAGCGGCAUCUUGCCGCUGCUCAACGAUGCCGGCGGCCGUGAUGACGCCACUUCCCUCGCUGCGGCGGUCGGACUCCUCACCGACGCGCUCUCCGGAGAGCACAACACCGCCAGUAGCGGGGGCGGCGGCGGCGGCGGCGGAGGCGGAGGCGGAGGCGGAGGCGGUAGUAGCCUUGUCCCUCAAGACGAGGAAAGCUGGGAGAGGGGAGUGGCCGUCCCGAAUGACCCCGAGGAGGAGGGGCAUAGUGUAGAGAGCGGCUUGAGAAGCGCGGGUAUUGUUGGCGGCGGCGGCGGCGACUUGGACGAGGUGGACCAGGUGGACGUCAUCAUGCAGGUCCUGGACCUGAUCGAUGCUGUGGAGCGCCUGAAGAAGAGCAUCGUGGAAGGAGGAGUCUCGCUUGGGAAGGUUGAGCAGGCCGUCGGCAAGGUGGCUCAAGGCAUCGACGUCUACCUCAUCUUGGCGGCGAGCGAGUCCAUGCUCGGCUUCCUCUUGGAGCGGCUCGGCAAGCUCCCCGUCGGGCACGCCAAGUUCGCCGGCAAGGGCGUCGAGGCUCGGGUUUGGAACCUGGACCUGGAAGGGGUGCACGUGAAGCGGGAGAACGUCGACCUCGUCAUGAAGGGUUUCCGUCUACCCAAGAGAGGCACGGCCGUGAUGACCAAGUUCGGGCCAGGAAACAUCAAGCGGUACAAGAAGCGGUCUCGGUGCUUUGUGGUGAACCUGGACUGGAGGCUGGGCUCCGGCAAGCGCGUCAAGGCCUACCUGCAGCCGAACGACAUCGAAAUUCUCGAGGGGCACGAGGGGCGUUUGAGCGACGAAGAGGAGGUGAAGGAGAGCGGGCACACAAAAGUGACGGUCGACACCAGCGAAGCCGACGCAUCGACCCUCGCGCCAGAGGAGCCCGGUGGGAGCAAGAGCGGCGGUGGAGACUCCUAUUUGUCGCCGCCUCGCCGCGAACACAGCAACGCUGGCAGUAGCACCAGCAGCGCGCCGUCUCUCCCGCCGCCGCGUGCGGAAAGAGGGGGAAGGUGGCCUUCCUUGCCCAGGAUUUGGAACCGGCGGAAGAGCGCGGGGGCGCCGCAAGCCGCAGCAUCGGCGGAACUCGGUCCGGUCGGGGUCGGGGUCGGCGACGGGGGUGGGGGUGAGAGAGUAGUCGCCGCCGCCGGCAAGCCGGGCGGCUCGGGGGGGAAGACGAUGGCCCGGCGCACGGCCUCGGCCCCUGUGUUGUUGCUGCCCUCGACGACGGGGGCGCUGCCGCAGCAGCAGGGGGAGGGGGAUCCGUCGGCGCGGGUUGUGUCCACGGAGCCCCUCGGAGAGGAUCUCUGCUCGAGCGCUUUCGCCCGCGAGGCCGGACAGGCGGAGACGACAUCUUCUUCUGUGUCCUCCUCCUGGCGGGAAGCGGCGGGGACGACGACUUGUCACCCUGCCAGGGAAAAUGCGCCGCCGAGGAGCAGAAUUCUCGACGACGGCGACGACGGCGUGGCCGAGGACGGCCGUGGGUUUGGAGAGGUACACCGUCGCACGGAGCGGAUCAACAGCCAGGGGCCCAUCACCGGCCCCAAUUCGGCGGACGUGAUGUCGGCGCCGUUCCUCGUCGCGCGGAUCUCGGGCGUGGGCGCGGAGCUCAAGGACAUCAUGUGGGCGGUGAAGCAGACGCACUUCCCGUACCUGCGGACCCAGGGUAGCCUCCAGGCGACGCUGUCGGGCCUCACCAUCGAGCUCGAGCUGGACACGCAGGAACUCCCGGCGGGACAAAGAAAGAAGCCGCAGGGUGGCGGUAGCGGUAGUGGUGGUGCUGUCGGCGAAAGCGACAGCGGCGGCGGUAUCGACAGAGGUGGCAGCGGUGGCAGCCCGACGGGGCUGAAGCUCACCCGCUUGAGGGUGUCGGUCCUGGCGGUGAAAGUCCACGUGAAGAACAACGCCCUCAGCGCCGUGUACAACCUGGCGGCCUCCGCCUUCGAGGCGGCCGUGAAGCGCCACGUCGUCGAGAAUGUCGAGGCCGCCGUCCGCAAGAACGUCACCUCGCUCCUCACCAUCAUCAACACGCAGCUCAGCGAGAAGUGGAACGUCUUGUGCAAGGUCGGGGGCGGGAACGGAAGCAGGGGCGGCGGCGGCGGCGGCAGUGGCGGCGGGGGCAUGGAAGGUCGUCGCAGAGGCAAGCGCGUCUCUCCUCGCGGUGUCGAC